AUUUCCAAGAACACUCACAACCGACCUCCAUUUCUUAAUAGGUCCCUCAUCAAUGGCCGCCAUGCACGUCGUAGUCACUUGCCCAGCUAAUCUAUUAGACCAAGUUCAUUAUUAUUAAUUAUGAACGAAGAAAACAAUAUUAUAUGUUUUAAUUAUUGACAUGUUCCAAUUAGUCCCAUCUCAACUAUAUACAUAUACACGGGGAAUCGGACAGUUUCUCCAGCUUCACCCAACAAUCGUUAACGUGAGAGAAAAAUCGAAAAUGUUCGCCUGGAAACAAUCUCCCUCUUGCAUCGCUCUCCUCGCCCUUCCUUUAGCUUUGUUUGCCCUAGCAACCGUCGUCUUCUACCCUCGCGAUUUCGGCCUCCCGUCGACCUUCACCUCCUGCGGCAGCUCAUCAUCUUCGGCCGGCGGCAUCUCCGCUGCCCCCGUACAGCCUGAAUUUCGGCUCCUCGUUGGCAUCAUAACCCGCCCGGAGUACUAUGAGCGCCGGCACCUCCUCCGCAUGGUCUACAGCCUUCAGCAGUCCGACAACAACUUCGCCGCCCAUGUCGACGUCCGCUUCGUCUUCUGCAACCUCUCGACCGAGGAGCAGGCGGUCUUUGUCGCCCUCGAAAUCAUGUGCUAUGACGAUAUCAUCAUCCUCAACUGCACCGAGAACAUGGACAACGGCAAGACCUACAAUUACUUCUCCAGCCUCCCGACGCUAUUGGACGGCGACGCCAAGUACGACUACGUCAUGAAGACGGACGACGAUGCGUUCUUCCGGCUGCCCAGCCUGAUUGAAUCGUUGAGGGACAAACCUAGGAGCGAUGUGUACUACGGGCUCCAGAUGCCAUGCGACAAGGAGAACUUCUUCCCCUUCCCGCCGUUCAUGUCGGGGAUGGGGUACAUCUUGUCGUGGGACCUGGUGGAGUGGAUCGCCACAUCCGAGACGGCGCGGGAGGAUACCACCGGGCCGGAGGAUAUGUGGACGGGGAGGUGGCUGAACAUGGCGGGCCGGGCCAGCAACAGGUUCGACAACGCCCCGGCCAUGUACGACUACCGAGGCACGUCGCCGGCCACAUGCUUCCGCCACGACUUCGUGCCGGAGACCAUCGCCGUGCACCAUCUCAUAGACAACGCCAGAUGGACGGACGCGUUGACCUACUUCAAUUUCACAAAGGGGCUCAAGUCUUCUAAGCAAUACCACAUUCCCUGAUUUUUUUUCUUUCGAAGAAAAAAAAUUCAGGAUAUAUAUACAUAUAUAAUAAUUCUU
Ananas comosus (pineapple) is the source of this 1258-nucleotide messenger RNA. RefSeq names its product beta-1,3-galactosyltransferase pvg3-like. The record is from RefSeq and is a predicted model, not a curated record. The transcript has a single exon. The coding region runs from base 161 to 1201 and encodes 346 amino acids. Lineage: Eukaryota; Viridiplantae; Streptophyta; Magnoliopsida; Poales; Bromeliaceae. Gene Ontology annotation, molecular function: hexosyltransferase activity. Gene Ontology annotation, cellular component: Golgi membrane.